AUGUCUGCGUACGAGGCUGGCCAAAGUGGGACGCGCCACAUGAGAGACGCCUGUAUAAGUUUGCUAGGGAUCAGGCAAGACGGAAGAGAUAUGUUAUUAAACAGCAGUUGGCUGAAUAUAGAAUUGAAGGAGGCCUCCCCGCGUUCUUCUCUCGGUUCCUAUCGUAUUCGAACGGAAGUUGUGAUGCAGGCAAGAUGGACUUCCAUUAAAUCUAAGCUGUUGCCUCAACCAUAUUGUCAAUCUCGCGAGACCUCCGAAGCUGCUCGCUAUACUGCUGUACCUGAGGAUGCUCUGCGCCAUCUAUGA
Molecule: messenger RNA, 306 nt
Organism: Chondrus crispus (carragheen)
Lineage: Eukaryota; Rhodophyta; Florideophyceae; Gigartinales; Gigartinaceae
Exons: 1
Coding region: 1-306 (101 amino acids)
Source: RefSeq, a predicted model, not a curated record